AUGACGAACACCGAGACCUGGCAGGCCAAAGCAGCGAGCAAACGGGCUAAUAUCCUCACCAAAAUCAAUCCGGAAUGGAGGUUGAGUCCCAAUGACAUCAGGAAGGCUUCCGCGGAGCGGGAUUUGACUGGACCCUUCAUCCAGCGAUUCCUUCCUCCGGAAGACAUAUCUAUCGUAUCAAUGGACAGUGUGCCGAUCGUCAGCGCCAUUAAACAGAGGAAACUCACGAGCCUCCAGGUGGCCACUGCAUUCUGCAAAACUGCUGCGGUCGCACACCAGAUUAAUAACUGUCUGCAUGAGAUAUUCUUUGACCAAGCAUUAGAACGUGCGAAACAACUUGACGAAUACCAAUCCAAAAAUGGUACAACUAUCGGGCCACUUCACGGCCUGCCGGUGAGCGUAAAGGACCAAUUUCACGUAAAAGGACAAGACACCACGACCGGGUAUGUGGGAUGGAUCGGGAGUAAUGUAGGUAUCAAAAGUCCGAGCCAGAUCCACCAAGUCGAAAGCCAAAUGGUUGCCGAAUUGCUCUCGCUGGGGGCUAUCCUCUACUGUAAGACAAGUGCGCCACAAGGACUUUUCUCCGUGGAGACCAAAAACAACAUGAUCGGCCAGACGCUCAACCCGAUCAACCGGAAUUUAUCUUGCGGCGGCUCAUCUGGGGGCGAGGGCGCGCUUCUCGCUCUUCGAGGCAGUACAGUUGGCCUCGGUACCGAUAUAGGCGGAUCUAUACGGAUCCCGGCUGCAUUCAAUGGUCUUUUCGGUAUCAAGCCAACACCUGGGAGAUUCUCAUGUCGAGAUGUCGCUACUACCAAUGGCGGACAGACUACUUACCCCAUGGCGUCCGGAUUCUUAAGUACAUCGAUUGACGGUAUUGAGUUGAUGCUAAAGUCCAUGUUAUCGACUCAACCAUGGCUUCGGGAUCCUGCUGUUACCCCCAUGCCUUUUCGCCAAGAUAUUGUCGAUGCAUACCUUGGAAGAUCUAAUGCUGAUGGCACCGCUAAACGAGGUAGCGCACCCCUAAAACUUGGCGUUCUAUGGACGGACGGAGUUGUAAAUCCCCAUCCUCCAGUGGCUCGCGGUCUACAUAUGGUUAUUGAUGCAGUGAGAGCUGCCGGUCACAAGGUCGUCAAAUGGGAGCCACCUUCGCAUCAUAUUGCCCAUAGAAUACAUGUGGCCAUCAUAACGGCAGAUGGCGGGGAGGACAUUCACAAGCAAUUGAAGCUGUCUGGGGAGCCUGUGAUUUCGGGUCUCGGCACUCCUACUAUGACACUUCGACCACCGAUGGAAUUGCUAAAGUUCCAAGAACUCACCACCCAGGGACUGGAGUUUGAAGCACAAUACUCGGAUUACUGGAACUCGACUGCCAACGACGACGGCCAGAUCGUUGACGCAUUCAUAAUGCCUGUCGCACCUCAUGCAGCAGUUAUUCCUGGAAGGUAUUACCACCUAAAUUACACGGAAGCGCUUAACUUGAUGAAUUACAGUGUAUCGGUGGUUCCUGUCACAAGAGCUAAUAAGAAUCUUGAUCCCUUUGAUCACGGAUAUCGGCCUUUGAACAGGAAAGAUGCGAAGAAUUGGAAAGCCUAUGACCCCGACAUCUACCACGGAGGUCCGGUAGGCGUGCAAAUAGUAGCUCGCAAGUUUGAAGAGGAAAAGGCCUUGGCAAUUGCGAAAAUUGUCCAUGCAGCGCUUGAGGAGGCGAAGGAUCCCCAAUCAGGUUCGAAAAACGCCAGUGGCGUUGGGGUCUCAGCUCGGCUUUAG
Messenger RNA from Hypoxylon trugodes, 1764 nucleotides. RefSeq names its product amidase. The record is from RefSeq and is a predicted model, not a curated record. The coding region runs from base 1 to 1764 and encodes 587 amino acids. The transcript has 7 exons. NCBI's taxonomy places the organism in Eukaryota, Fungi, Ascomycota, Sordariomycetes, Xylariales, Hypoxylaceae.